AUGCUGAGGACCGCCCUGCUGUGCCUGGCGCUGGGGCUGGCGCGGGCCCAGCCGCAGCCCUUCCCCUGCCCUGCAGCCUGCAGGUGCCCGUUACGGGACGCCGUGCAGUGCUCUGGGAGCAGCGUGGAGGGCAUCCCCGCGCUCGGCCUGCCCACCAACCUCACCCACAUCCUGCUCUACCACAUGACCAGUGGCACCUUGCAGAGCAACAGCUUCAGCGGCAUGACGGUCCUGAAGCGCCUGCUCAUCACAGACAGCGGCAUUUCCGCCAUUGCCCUUGGCACCUUUGACGACCUGAUAAACCUAAAAACGCUGAGGCUGUCACGCAACAAAAUCACCUCUCUUCACGUUAACCUGUUGGAAAAGAUGGUGCUCCUGGAGCAGUUGUAUCUGGAUCACAACGCAUUACAGAUCCUUAACCAGGGUAUGUUCCAGAAGCUGGUUAACCUGCAAGAGCUCUUUCUGAACAACAAUCUACUCACUUUUCUUCCUACUUACCUCUUCACAAACCUAGGGAACCUCAGAGUGUUGGAUGUAUCGGAAAAUAACUUGACCUACCUGGCCAACAGGCUGUUAGAGACACAGACUAAGUUAGAGAAACUGCUGGUGGGUUCGAACAAUUUACUUGGUAUUUACUGGGGGGUGUUGGAUGGCUUGGGUGCCUUGACUGAGCUGCAGCUCCACAGAAAUCGCUUAUACCUUAUUCCAAGAGGUGCUUUCGACAAGCUCAGCAACUUGCGCUCCUUGACCCUUUCGGAAAACCGUCUACGAGACCUGCCGCACGAGCUCUUCCUGCGCACGCGCAGUCUGACCUUCCUGACGCUGUCAGAGAACCCGCUGCGCCGGCUCCCGCCCGUGAUCUUUGGGGAGCUGACGGGCCUGCAGGAGCUGUGGUUGAACGGCACCAACAUCCAAACCCUGCCCGACAGCAUCUUUCGCAACCUGAGCCGCCUGCAGGUCUUGGGGGUGACGGAGAACCCGCUGCUGAGCUCGCUCCCGAAGGGCGCCUUCCGGGGCCUGGGGGAGCUGCGGGUGCUGGCGCUGCACUCCAACCACCUGGGGUCGCUGCCGGACGGCCUGCUACAGGGCCUGGACCGCCUGCGGGAAGUGUCGCUGCGCAACAACAGCCUGCAGACCCUGCCCUCCACUCUCUUCAGCAACCUCAGCAACCUGCAGCAAGUCCACCUCGGCCACAACCAGCUGCACAACCUGCCUGGCGACCUGUUUGACGCUCUGCCUGCGUUGACGAAGGUCCAGGGUUUGGAGCACAAUCCAUGGCUCUGUGACUGUGACCUGUGGCCAUUCGUAGAGUGGUACCAGAGGAACAGAAACCUCUCAUUGCAAACCGAGGUCCCCCGGUGCAGCGCUCCAGGGCAGUUAGAGAACACACCGCUCUUUGGAUUGACGGCUAAUAACUUGAGCUGCCCCGUUACCGAGUCACCUGCUCCCCAGUCCUCGUCAGAAGUCUUCUCUCUGAGAGUUCCCGCCUCCCUCUCCCCAGGCCUGGCCAAAGUCCCCACCAUCCCGUUCCCAGCUCUACCCCAAGUUCCCCCCUCUUUCUCCCCAGGCCUGGCCAAAGUCCCCGCCUCUCCCUCCACAACUCUUCCCCUAGGCUCCCCUUCUCCUUCCCCAGGCCUGCCCAGCUGCUCCCUGCCCUUCAAAGGCCUGGCCUUCUCACCGACCACCCCAGAGCCCUGGGUGUGGGCCCAGCUGGUGGCCAAAGGCAAACGUGAAAACCAUAGCCUGUUCUGGGGUCUCUAUCUUCUGCUUUUAGCCAUCCAGGCCAUAAUCACUGUGAUCAUUGUGGUGGCUAUGAUUAAAAUCGGCAGGCUCUUUAAACUGUUAAUCAGAGAGGGAGUUUUUUUUUGA
Elephantulus edwardii (Cape elephant shrew) is the source of this 1869-nucleotide messenger RNA. RefSeq names its product glycoprotein V (platelet) (gene GP5). The transcript has a single exon. Bases 1 to 1869 code for a protein of 622 amino acids. The record is from RefSeq and is a predicted model, not a curated record. Gene Ontology annotation, cellular component: extracellular matrix. Gene Ontology annotation, molecular function: protein binding. Lineage: Eukaryota; Metazoa; Chordata; Mammalia; Macroscelidea; Macroscelididae.